This is a messenger RNA of Ceutorhynchus assimilis (cabbage seed weevil), 415 nucleotides long. Lineage: Eukaryota; Metazoa; Arthropoda; Insecta; Coleoptera; Curculionidae. The record is from the annotation of a GenBank genome assembly.
CACAGCUGAGAGCUGUUUACUUUUGACUUGACAUUCUAUUAAAAGGACUGGGAAUCUGGGGACUAUAAUUUUUUAUUUAAAUUUUAUUGACUGAUUUUCUUCAGCUUCAGCUGCAAGCAACCUCCGGGCCCUUUAAAUUUAAAAAAAAAUGUCUUUGCUCCGUUCUUUGGGUAAAAAACAGCUGGAACUUGCUGGCAAUUGGUUAGGUAGUGCAGGAGUCUAUGGAGCAACAGCAUCAGGCCUCGUAGUCUAUUUCACAGAUUGGAGAGUCGUUGUAGACUAUUUACCUUUCUACAAUGGCAAAUUUCCCAAAGAAGAAGAAGCAUAAAAUGUUAAUUCGAUGUAGUUGAAUUAAAAUACAAAAUCUUUGUUAAUGCAUAAUAUAUUAUUUAUUAAAUAAAUCUUGUACGAAACA